CUGGGAUCUCUCCUCAUCUAACUGGGAGGACUGGUGCCUGGAUUCGACACUGGGAAUGGAGGGAGGGAGGAGUGUUUUGGGAGAGGAGGAGUGUUUGGGACAGUCGGAGUGAAGUUAGAGAAGCUGCACACAAUUUUGACAGAUUGGAGGAAGACAGAAGCUGCUUGACGUUAGAAAAACAAUUUAUCUAUUAAAAACCUUUUAAUAGUUUAAUUUUAAAUUAUUUAUUUAUUAUUUCUCGACACCUUUUUCAGUUUCCAGUGUGUCCGUUUACAUAUUUUAGCUUUUUUUUGUUAGUUUUUAAUUUUUUUUGUGAGUGUGAACGAUGGAGCUGGAACAUUUACGGGGUGGGGGGGUUAAACCUGAGAGCAGCACCAAUCGCCUCUACAAGAUUGCUCUGGCCAUGUCAGUGUGCGUCUGUGCUGCUUUUCUGCUCGCUCUCAUAGUGGUCUCUCAAAAAUCCAGUCAAGAGGAGUUUUGUCUUUCCCCAGAAUGCAUCGAAGCAGCCGGGUCCAUCCUGAGUAAGUUGGACCGGUCAGUGGACCCCUGUGACGACUUCUACACGUUCUCCUGCGGCGGCUGGUUGAAGGAAAACACGAUUCCUGAAGACUCAUCGUCACACGGCAUCUACCCCUGGCUGAGGCAGCAUGUCGACAUCCGACUGAAAGAGCUGUUAGAAUCUCCUUCGGAUGCAAAAGAGCUGCAGGCCGUGACCAAAGCCAAGAUCCUGUACCGCUCCUGCAUGAAUGAAAGCAUACUGGAGGAACUGGACGCCAGACCGAUGCUGAAAAUGCUCCGACAGCCUGAGUUUCGAUGGCCGGUGUUGGGGGAGGGACUUGGCCGGGAGUACCAGUGGUCUCAGAGUCAGUGGAGUCUCCUGAAGACGCUGGCGGAGAUGAGGAACCAGCACAGCAAGAGCGUCCUGAUCCGCCUCUAUGUCUCCCCUGACGACAAAAACUCCUCCUACUACGUCAUCAAGCUCGAUCAGGCGUCCUUGUCUCUUUCUUCUAGAGAGGAUUACACCACAAACACUUCCUCUGCUCUCGGGAAUCGCGCUGCGUUGCUGAGUCUGAUGGUGGACGCAGCCGUCAUGCUGGGCGCCCCAAAGCAAGCGGCGCAGACCCAGAUGGAAGAGGCUCUGGACUUCGAGACCAAAAUUGCUCAUAUCCUGAUUCCCUAUGAAAAUCGCACCAGUGAGAACAUGUACAACAAAUACACCCUGUCUCGGUUGCAGCGCUCCAUGCCACAGUUUGAUUGGCUUGGUUUUGUGAAAGCUGUGGUGGAGUCUAAAGAUGAUCCAAGCCUUUCCAUUUCCUCCUCUGAGCCCGUCAUCGUCAGAACCCCAAAGUAUUUCAAGGAUCUCAUGAAGCUCAUCAACAGCACAGACUCCAGGACGGUAGCUAACUACAUCCAGUGGAGGACGGUGUUUUCUAAGAUCACCACUCUGAGUCGCCGUUUCCUCUACAGAUACCUCGACUUCGCUCGGGUCACCACAGGAACUACGUCUCUGACUCCACGCUGGGAUAAGUGCGUUAACUACGUGGAGAACUCCCUGGUUUACGCCACCGGCCGGCUAUUUGUCGACAAACACUUCCAGGAGGACAAGAAGCUAAUGAUGGAAGAGCUAAUUGAGGGGAUUCGGUGGGCUUUCAUCGACAUGCUGGAGAAGGAAAAUGAUUGGAUGGACCAACAAACAAAAAAGAGAGCCAUAGAAAAGGCUCACGCAGUCCUGCCUAAGGUUGGGUAUCCAGAGUUUAUUUUGAAUGAUACGUACCUCACAGAAGACUUAGAACAGUUAGAGUUUGAUGAAAAGGAUUACUAUGGCAAUGUAAUGCAGACGCUGAAGUUCAUCGCCCAAUCAGACGUCUCCUGGCUUCGAAGGAGCGUCCCACGCACAGAAUGGUUUACAAACCCAACCACCGUGAACGCCUUCUACAGUUCGUCCACAAAUCAAAUCAGAUUCCCUGCUGGAGAGCUUCAAAAACCUUUCUUCUGGGGAAAGGAGUAUCCAAGGUCAUUAAGUUACGGUGCCAUCGGGGUGAUAGUGGGACACGAGCUAACUCACGGCUUCGAUAACAACGGCCGCAAAUAUGACAAAAAUGGUAAUCUGGACCAGUGGUGGAGUCAGACAUCUGUAACGGCCUUUACCGAGAAGACCCAGUGUAUGAUUGAUCAGUAUAAUGAAUACUACUGGGAAGAAGCAGGUCUAAAUGUGCGUGGUAAGAGGACCUUAGCAGAAAACAUAGCAGACAACGGGGGAAUCAGAGAGGCAUUCAAGGCCUACAGGCGGUGGGUGGACAGCAGCAGAGGCGGCGUGGAGGAGCCUCUGCUGCCAGGACUGGAACUGAACAACAAUCAGCUGUUUUUCUUGAGCUACGCACAUGUUAGAUGUAACUCAUACAGACCAGAAGCAGCCAGAGAGCAGAUCCAGAGUGGAGCUCACAGUCCUCCCAAAUACAGAGUCAUCGGCGCAAUGAGCAACUACCAAGAAUUUUGGAAGGCAUUCAGCUGUCCCCAGUCAUCGACAAUGAACCGAGGAGCGCAGUCCUGCCGCGUGUGGUGACCUUUGACCUCAUUCUCAAGCCCUGGACCAGGACAGAGCUGUCAGCUGGAAAACGGUGGUAAUAUCCGACAGUGUGUAAAUGUUUUACACAAAGAGGGAACAACGAAAAAGUGAGUUGUUUGUUUGAGUGAAGAAGCUGAACGUGUCUUUUUACGAGCCACACUAAGAAAAACUAAAUUAAAUUAUGAGAAUAAAGUUAUAAGAAUACAAGUAUAAAAUUGUACCAGAAUAUUGCCGAGUAAAAUCCAAGUAAUACGAGAAUAAGAUAAUAUUAUCACGAGAAUAAAGUUGAAAUAAUACGACAGUAAAGUUGUAGUAUUCUGUGAAAAAAAUUUAUUCUCGUAAUAUUAUGAUCUUAUUCUCGUUAUUACAUUUUUUUCUUAGUGUAGCCGUAAUUGCACGUUGUAGCUUUUGUAUAAAAAUGGAAACAUUUCAAUAGUGCAGCCAUUUUUAAACAGGUAGGAAUAUCUUUUGUUCUGUGUUUUAUUUCUAAAAUCCUAAAUGAAUUUUUCUGUAAGCGACCACCAUUUAGGGAUUAUACUUUAAAUUUAUCAAUAUUGAUCAACUACUCUAUAUAUUAGUGUAGAUAUUCAAUGUCUUUAACUUUUAUAUUAAUUAAAUACACAUUCCAGUCACAACUGGAGGAAGAGGCUUAUCUUAUAAGAUCAGAAACACUGUAAACCAAAAUCAGUUCAUGUUUGAGCCUAAAUAUUUUCUCUUUCUUUAUGUGAAUACUAAACACUGAAACAAUAAAAGACUUGCUGGAAUAUUUUUAAAACUUAACACUGUUAAAAAAUCAGAAACAAGUUUUGUUUUACUGUGCAGGGCCAAAAAUGACUUUGGUGUAAAAUUUUAUCUUUACUCCUUUUUUUAUUUACAGUGGCCAUAAUAAACCCUUGUUUGAACAUCUUCAAUUGAAAACCCCAAAACACAUCAUUUUAUAUCCGUUACAAACCAUUUUAAUUGGUACAAUUAUAUAUUUUAAACAGAAACUAUUUAAUUUUUUAUUUUACUUUGUUGUUCUGAAAGGAAACCAAAACAUUCAAGGUUUUAUUGUACAGUGUAAUCAGUUUUAUUAUGGAAAGCUCUAAUAUAUUUAUCACCAUGGUGAUCAUCUGCUGGGUCUUGUUAUGUUUCUGAAACUUACUGUGAAAAUGUUUCUACAAUGUAAGUUUAUGUAUCGUGUUCAUGUUCCUUUUUUAUUUCCUCCUUUUUCUUGUUUCUGGUUAAAAUAAAACCGCGGGACACCAUGA
Molecule: messenger RNA, 3816 nt
Organism: Xiphophorus maculatus (southern platyfish)
Lineage: Eukaryota; Metazoa; Chordata; Actinopteri; Cyprinodontiformes; Poeciliidae
Gene: phex
Product: phosphate regulating endopeptidase homolog X-linked
Exons: 22
Coding region: 326-2563 (745 amino acids)
Biological process (GO): protein processing
Cellular component (GO): plasma membrane
Molecular function (GO): metalloendopeptidase activity
Source: RefSeq, a predicted model, not a curated record